UCCAUACCGCACUCUUCAAAUUAAUUCUCUUCUCAUCAAUUCUAUAGAGAUAUGGAUUACUCCAACUUGCAAAGAAAGGCUGCCUACUUGAGAAAGAGCCUCUUUGAUCAGGGUUACCUAGAUGAGCAAUUUGACCAGCUGGAAGAAUUACAGGAUGAAGUUAAUCCCAAUUUUGUGGAAGAGGUUGUGACCUUGUUCUUUAAGGACUCCUCUAGAUUACUCAAUAACAUUGAUCAGGCUCUUGAGAAGAGCCCCAAUGAUUUCCGCAAGCUGGACACAUACAUGCAUCAGCUUCAGGGUAGUACUUCCAGCAUUGGAGCCUUCAGGGUGAAGAGGGAAUGCACACUGUUCAGAGAAUACUGCGACAAAGAAAAUAUUGAAGGAUGUGUGAAAUCAUUCCAAAAAGUGAAGAGGGAGCAUGCUGUUUUGAGACAAAAACUGGAGGCUUAUUUCCAGUUGUUGAGACAAACCGGCCCUGUUGAGCGAGCUACUCGAGCUAGCAACUGAGAACAUUGAACAAACCCACUGCCUGGCUCUGGAAGUCUGUUGAGCAUGUAUAGUAAUUCUCGUUAGGAGAAUAAGCAAGUGAUGCGUGUUCUAAGUUAGAAAUCCGCAAUAUAUGAUGUUUCUGUUUCUACAUUUGCAAUCAAAGCGAUCAAAUGUAUGUUAUCAUAAUUAUCACUUCAAUGCAGUUACUCGCUUCAAAUUUAUGUUGGCAUAAUUAUCAUUUCAA
Messenger RNA from Asparagus officinalis (garden asparagus), 733 nucleotides. RefSeq names its product pseudo histidine-containing phosphotransfer protein 5. Gene Ontology annotation, biological process: cytokinin-activated signaling pathway; phosphorylation; phosphorelay signal transduction system. Lineage: Eukaryota; Viridiplantae; Streptophyta; Magnoliopsida; Asparagales; Asparagaceae. Gene Ontology annotation, molecular function: histidine phosphotransfer kinase activity; protein histidine kinase binding. The transcript is spliced from 6 exons. Gene Ontology annotation, cellular component: cytoplasm; nucleus. The coding region runs from base 52 to 507 and encodes 151 amino acids. The record is from RefSeq and is a predicted model, not a curated record.